This is a messenger RNA of Oncorhynchus masou masou (cherry salmon), 805 nucleotides long. Its product is annotated as sodium/hydrogen exchanger 5-like. Gene Ontology annotation, cellular component: plasma membrane. Gene Ontology annotation, biological process: potassium ion transmembrane transport; proton transmembrane transport; sodium ion import across plasma membrane. NCBI's taxonomy places the organism in Eukaryota, Metazoa, Chordata, Actinopteri, Salmoniformes, Salmonidae. Gene Ontology annotation, molecular function: potassium:proton antiporter activity; sodium:proton antiporter activity. The record is from RefSeq and is a predicted model, not a curated record.
AAGUGUUUCAGAAUCUGACCUGGUCCUCACCUGUCCUUUGUCUCUCUCUCUCUCUCUCUCCGCCUUCAGAAUGACGUUCUGUGGUAUCGGCUGCAACAAGUACGUGGAGGCCAACAUAUCCCAGAAAUCUCGUACCACGGUGAAGUACACGAUGAAAACUUGGGCCAGCAUCGCCGAAACCAUCAUCUUCAUUUUCCUGGGCAUCUCAGCCGUGGACAAGUCUAAGUGGGCCUGGGACACAGGACUCAUCUCCUGUACGCUCAUCUUCAUCUUCGUCUUCAGGGCCCUGUGGGUGUGCCGCCUACUAAACAUUGGUGUGGUCAUGCAGACCUGGGUGUUGAACUGGUUCCGCCUCGUCCCAUUGGACAAGAUCGACCAGGUGGUGAUGUCGUACGGUGGCCUGCGAGGGGCGGUGGCGUUUGCCUUGGUGGUGCUGCUGGAUGCAGAACGGGUCCCGGCUAAAGACUACUUCGUGGCCACAACCAUCAUAGUGGUUUUCUUCACUGUGAUGUUCCAGGGCCUGACCAUCAAGCCUCUAGUGAACUGGCUCAAAGUACCUCGUGCGACCAACCGCAAGCCCACCAUCAACGAGGAGAUACACGAACGUGCCUUUGACCAUUGUCUGACAGCAGUGGAGGACAUCGCUGGACUCAACGGUUACCACCACUGGAGAGACAAGUGGGAGCAGUUUGACAAGAACUACCUGAGCAAGCUGCUGCUGCGGAAAUCUGUGUACCGGAAGAGCGAGCUGUGGGAGGUCUAUCAGAAAAUCAAUAUUAGAGACGCCAUCAGUGUUAUAGACCAG